GCAUUCAUGGUAUUCAUGGUAACCCCGCGGCGCGCUAAGACGGGCCGACCGCCAAAGCUUUGAGCUCCCUGCGGCAACGACGCAGCCUUACCCCGUUUUGUAGUCAUUAUUAUUUCUUGCCCCUCCCCAAGCAUUGCCCUGUCUCACCUCACAGCCACCACCCUCCGUUUCCGUUUCCAUUAAUAUUCCUGAAAACCCCUUCCCUGUCGUUUCUCUCCUCUUCUCUUCCUGCGCCCGCCCGGCUCUGAUCGUGUUCACCAAACAAACAAGAACAUCACCCAAAUUCGCGCCGCAAUGGCGUCUCCUGCUGUUCACCAGGCCAUCAAGGAGGCUGCUUUGAAAUAUCGCUUUCCAGAAGGUCGCGUUUUCGAGUAUGGAACUGCAGGUUUCCGCAUGAAAGCGGACUUGCUUAACACUGUCGUCUUUGCCGUAGGUCUCCUUGCUGGGCUCCGCUCAAAGAAACUCAAUGGCCAGUGGAUUGGUGUGAUGGUUACAGCCAGCCACAACCCCGCUGAAGACAAUGGCGUGAAGCUGGUCGAUCCAAUGGGUGAAAUGCUCGAGGCCGAAUGGGAGGCAUAUGCGACCAAACUUGCAAAUGCUCCACUUGAAAAAGUAGCAGAUGUCUACGAUGAAUUGAUCAAGGAGAUUGACAUCAACAUGAAAAACCCUGCUCGUGUUGUAUUUGCUCGCGAUACGCGUGCAUCGGGCUCUCGACUUGUCGGUAUCUUGAGUGCAGCUCUCACUGCUACGGAAGUCGAAUUUACGGACUUCAAAUAUAUGACUACCCCGCAGUUGCACUACGUUGUUCGCUGCAAGAACACCCUUGGUACGCCGUACGAAUACGGGGAGCCCACUGAGGAGGGUUACUAUGAAAAACUUGGCGAAGCCUUUAAGAAGGUCAUGAAGAGUGUCAAGAUUCAUGGACACCUCACUGUUGACUGCGCCAAUGGUGUCGGUGGACCCAAGUUGCGAGAACUCCUCAAGUUUCUCCCACCCGCAGACCAAGGUGGGGUGGAUAUCAAAGUUGUCAACGACAAUGUCAUCAACCCAGACAGUCUGAACUUUGAAUGCGGUGCCGAUUAUGUGAAAACAAAACAGCGAGCCCCUCCAUCAUCCAAAGCGUCGCCCCUAGAUCGCUGUGCAUCUCUUGACGGGGAUGCUGACCGUUUGGUGUACUAUUUCGUGGAUGAGAAUAAUGUUUUCAGGCUGCUUGAUGGUGAUCGUAUUGCAACACUUGCUGCAUCAUUCAUUGGUGAUUUGGUUCGAAAUGCUGGAAUCGCGCAGAAGCUCAAAAUUGGAGUCAUCCAGACCGCCUAUGCCAAUGGAGCAAGCACUGAUUAUAUUGAGAAGGUGUUGAAGCUCCCGGCUGUCUGCACAAAGACCGGAGUUAAACAUCUGCACCACGCUGCCAUGCGCUACGACGUCGGCGUUUAUUUCGAGGCGAAUGGUCACGGAACUGUCACCUUUUCCGAGAAUGCACUGAAGACUAUCAAGAGCUCGGAGCCACAGUCGCCCGCACAGCAACAUGCUUUGGAAUCUCUGAAGGGGCUUACUGACCUUAUCAACCAAGCUGUCGGUGACGCUCUUUCGGACAUGCUCCUGGUUGAGGCCAUUCUAGCGCACAAAGGAUGGACUACUAAGGAAUGGCUCGGCACUUACACCGACCUCCCUUCACGCCUUGUCCGCGUUGAGGUGGCCGAUCGAUCGAUCUUCAAAGCUGUCGACGCUGAACGCAAACUCGAAUCCCCUGCCGGGCUCCAAGACAGAAUUGACGCUUUACAGUCUCGCUACAACAAGGGCCGUAGCUUUGCGCGGGCCAGUGGCACGGAGGACGCUGUGCGGGUGUACGCAGAAGCCGCUAGCAGAUCUGAGGCUGAUGACCUGGCGACUCGUGUUGCGAACGCUGUCAAAGAAGCCGGCUCUGCUAGUGAUGUUUAAACCGGAGGAGAUUGUUGCGUGUUUGAGGAUCCGCCAUAUUUUAGUACGAUUUUCAUUUCAAAAUUUCUGUCUCAAUUCUGGAUGGUUACAGAUAUGAAUAGCCGACUGUCCAAUAAUGCAAUGAUAGUGGGCGAACCCGUUGAGGGUAUAAUGCCGUGACGAAAACAAUUUCUCCUAGGGAUAGAAAAGUCCUGUUCUUCAAAUGACAUCUACAUGCAAUUCCACAUA
Talaromyces proteolyticus is the source of this 2166-nucleotide messenger RNA. RefSeq names its product N-acetylglucosamine-phosphate mutase. Gene Ontology annotation, biological process: UDP-N-acetylglucosamine biosynthetic process; carbohydrate metabolic process. The transcript is spliced from 7 exons. Gene Ontology annotation, molecular function: phosphoacetylglucosamine mutase activity; magnesium ion binding. NCBI's taxonomy places the organism in Eukaryota, Fungi, Ascomycota, Eurotiomycetes, Eurotiales, Trichocomaceae. The coding region runs from base 295 to 1938 and encodes 547 amino acids. The record is from RefSeq and is a predicted model, not a curated record.